AUGAUUAGACAAAUCAUUAAUAAAGCUAAUAACCAACAAGUUGUCAGAAGAACUUUCUGUACAUAUUUUGAAAAAAGAAAUAAUAAUACACCAUACAGCACAGAUCCAAUUGUUGAUGUAAACGAAAAGAAAAAUAACGUUAACAAAUAUUUCGAAACAUAUAGCAAACACAAAACCUAUGUUUCAUUUUUAGAUAAAAAUUCAAUUACUACACCAGCAGUUAAAGGUCUUUAUCCAAGAAGUGGUUUAGAAGAAUUUGUAGCUCCAUCAGCAUCAGUUAUUGGUAAUGUUAAUUUAGGAAAUUGUUCAAGUGUUUGGGAUCAUUGUGUUUUAAAAGCUGAUGUCAAUUACAUUCACAUUGGUAACUUUACCAACAUUCAAGAUGGUACUGUUAUUAGAGAAGCUACUGAACCAUUAUCCAUCGACCAUAAUGGUAGUACUAUUAUUGGUGACAAUGUUACCAUUGGUCAUGGUUGUAUUUUAGAAGCUUGCACUGUCGAAGAAAAUUGUUUAAUUGGUAUGGGCUCAAUUUUAGAACCAGAAUCAUAUGUUGAAGCCUAUUCAAUUGUUGGUGCUUCAUCAAUUGUUACCAAAGGUACCAGAAUCAAAUCUGGUCAAUUAUGGGUUGGUAAACCAGCUAAGUUUGUCAGAGAAUUAUCAGAACAAGAAAUUAUUGAUAUCGGUAAUCAUGCCAACUCAUACGUUCUCAAUGCUGAACAAGCUAGAGCAUCAUUUAAUUUAGAUAACGAUUCAUUCCUUUACGCCCAAGCUGAAGAACAAGGUAUUUCUGUUGGUUGGAAAGGUGAAUACUUCCCAGAAGCAGAAGAACCAAAAAAUUAA
Messenger RNA from Dictyostelium purpureum, 840 nucleotides. RefSeq lists its product as uncharacterized. Bases 1 to 840 code for a protein of 279 amino acids. The transcript is spliced from 2 exons. NCBI's taxonomy places the organism in Eukaryota, Evosea, Eumycetozoa, Dictyosteliales, Dictyosteliaceae. The record is from RefSeq and is a predicted model, not a curated record.